Homarus americanus (American lobster) is the source of this 2442-nucleotide messenger RNA. Its product is annotated as proteoglycan 4-like. Lineage: Eukaryota; Metazoa; Arthropoda; Malacostraca; Decapoda; Nephropidae. The record is from RefSeq and is a predicted model, not a curated record. The coding region runs from base 1 to 2442 and encodes 813 amino acids. The transcript has 17 exons.
AUGUACACAUUCGUGGAGUUAGCGGAUGGCCGUCCCACUAGGUGUCAGUUUCAUGUUAAACUGCCAGAGAAUGUUGUGGUGGCACGGAGUGUGAAGUUAAGAUCAGACUUAGUCAACAGAAGCACAGGUUCGGAGACAUUCAAGAGACGCCCAUUGGUGAAGGCGAUAAAGGAAAAUAUAAAAACCACAAAAUCAAACCACCAAUGCAACACAAACACAUUAGCUAUGUAUGAUAUUUCAUGUUCACCGAUCCACUGCGUUGAGGUCUGCGACUCAGGGAUCGGACCAGGGCGACUCUGUCCAAAAGGCGAACCUUUCGUCCAACCCCAAACCACGGUGCCUGGAGACUGGAAGCUGAAGGAGGAGGAUCGGGUAGGAUACCAACUUCCGGGAAUAGAGAAGAAGGCAAUGGUGAGGAACACCAACUCCUACAUGGAUGUGAGGAAUUGGCAGGAAAGCAUCAACCCCCAAGGAAGAGCAAGUUCCCAGUCUCCCACAGAAAGCAAGUUCCCACGAUCUACAGAGCAAGUACCCACGGUCUCCUACAGAAAAGAGCAAGUAAGUUCUCCCACAGAGCAAGUUCCCACGAUCUACAGAGCAGUUCCCAGGUCUCCCACAGAAAGCAAGUUCCCACGGUCUCCUACAGAGAGCAAGUUCCCAGUCUCCCACAGAAAAAAGCAAGUUCUCAGUCUCCCACACAAAGCAAGUUCCCACGAUCUACAGAGCAAGUUCCCACGGUCUCCCACAGAAAGCAAAUUCCCACGGUCUCCUACAGAGAGCAAGUUCCCAGUCUCCCACAGAAAGCAAGUUCCCACGAUCUACAGAAGCAAGUUCCCACGAUCUCCUACAGACACCAAGUUCCACAAUCUCCUACAGACACGAAGUUCCAUGAUCUCCGGUGAGGAGUUCCCAGUCUCCUACAGAGAGCAAGUUCCCACGAUCUCCCCACAGACACCAAGUCCCACACCUCACAGACACGAAGUUCCCACGAUCUCCGGUGAGGAGUUCCACGGUCUCCUACAGAGAACACUAAGUUCCAUGAUCUCCGGUGAGGGAGUUCCACGAUCUCCUAGAGAGCAAUUCCCACGGUCUCCUACAAAACACGCUCCCACGGUCUCCCUACAGAGAGCACGUUCCUACGAUCUCCUACAGACACGAAGUUCCCAUGAUCUCCGAGAGCAAGUUCCCACGGUCUCCUUACAGAGAGCACGUUCCCACGUUCUCCUGCAGAGUAAGUUCCCACGGUCUCCUACAGAGAGCACGUUCCCACGGUUUCCUACAGAGAGCAAAUUCCCACAAUUCCCUACAGACACCAAAAAGCAAGUUCCCACGAUCUCCCUACAGACACUAGUUCCCAUGAUCUCCGAGAGCAAGUUCCCACGAUCUCUACAGACACGAAGUUCCCACGAUCUCCUACAGACACCAAGUUCCCACAAUCUCCCACAGACACUAAGUUCUCAUGAUCUCCGAGAGCAAGUUCCCACGAUCUCCACAGACACCAAGUUCACACCUCCCUACAGACACGAAGUUCCCAUGAUCUCCUGUGAGGGAGUUCCCAGUCUCCUACAGAGAGCAAGUUCCACGAUUACCUACAGAGCAAGGUCCCACGAUCUCCGAGGUUCCCACGGUCUCCUACAGAGAGCACGUUCCCACGGUUUCCUACAGAGAGCAAAGAGCAAGUUCCCACGGUCUCCCCUAAAAACACGUUCAGGGUCUCCUACAGAGCAAGUUCCCACGUCUUCUACAGAGAGCACGUUCCCACGGUCUCCUACAGAAGCAAGUUCCCACGAUCUCCUACACACUAAGUUCUCACGAUCUCCGAGAGCAAGUUCCCACGGUUUCCUACAGAGCAAGUUCCCAACGAUCUCCAUACAGACACCUCCUUUGAUCUCCGGUGAGGAGUUCCCAGUCUCACAGAGAGCAAGUUCCCACGAUUACCUACAGAGCAAGUUCCCCACGAUCUCCGUUCCCACAGUCUCCCUACAGAGAGCAAGUUCCCACGGUCUCCUUCAGAGAGCACGUCCCACGUUCUCCUGCAGAGUAAGUUCCCACGAUUUCCUACAGAGAGCAAGUUCCCAACUUCCUACAGAUUCAAGACUCGGUGAGGAGUUCCACAGUCUCCUACAGAGAGCACGUUCCCACGGUCUCCCUACAGCAAGUUCCAACGAUCUCCUACAGACACUAAGUUCCCAUGAUCUCCGAGCACGUUCCCACGGUUUCACAGAGAGCAAGUUCCCACGAUCUCCUACAGACACCAAGUUCCCACGAUUUCCUACAGAGCAAAGCAAGUUCCCACGGUCUCCACAGAGCAGUUCCUCACGGUCUCCCUACAGAGCAAGUCCCACGGUCUCCUACAGAGCAAGUUCCCCACGGCUCCUACAGAGCAAGUUCCCACGGUAUCCUACAGAAAAUGAGUUCCCACGAUCCCCCAACAGACACUAA